AUGACUGAUGAAUCAUCUAUUGCUGAUAUUAGUCCUCCAAAAACAACACUCAAUGAUGAUAAAACAUCGCUAUGCCAGCAGCUUAUGAGUCGAUUACAGGCAUUAAAUUCUCUUACAGCAACAACAGCAGUAUCAAAGAAGCAGAUAUGGUUAGAAUUCCUUUCACUUUGGUUCGACAUCUUACAAAAUUCUGUUUCCGAUGUUCCGUCAUGCUAUAAAGAAUGUUCUCGACUUCCACAUAAUAUGAUUAACAAAACUAGUUUUUAUCAAUUAAAACGAGAGACAGAUGUCGCUCGACAAACUUUUUUUACAUGCCUUUCCCUGCUCAAUCUAUCACACAUCAAAGAUUAUCUUAAGUCGACGAAUGAGAAUGGUGCAGUGUCAACAAAUCAGGCGUAUUGUACUCAGGUUAACUUUAUGCUAAGCCUCCUCUCAGAAGCACUUCCUUAUUUACCAUUGCUAUCGACCGAUGAGGAGAAAAUAAUCGAGAAAAGCACUGAACUUUUUACAUUACUCAUUGAAUAUGUUGAUCUCUGCAUGCCGAUUAAAUCAAAAACAACUGAACAGAAGGACUAUAAACUAGAUUCCCCUAUUAUGGAUAUCCUUUCUGUAUUGUGGAAUCUACUAGAUCGUACGGUAUUUGUGCCAACCUUUUUAAAAUGUGAUCUACCGAAGAAAGUGGUCCUUUGGUUAGCACAAGCACGCAUGUUGUUAGUUGAAAGUCGACAACCACUUAUCCAUAUUGCUCUUAAUAUUUCUUGGCAUGAUGAGGGAGCCGAUGAACUUAAUAAAUAUAGAGCUAUUGCUGUUAUCAAACAAUAUCAAAAAAAAUAUAUCGAAGAUGAUUCCAGAUUAAUUGUUUUUGGUAUGGUUUUGGCUCUUCUCUCAACACCUGAACAACUUAAAAAUGAUGCAAAAGAUAUGAAGAUUGUACUUGAUAAAUUACUACAACUUGUCAUAAAUGCUGAUAUUAAUAAAAGUUCUCGUUAUAAUGGUUUUCACAUUAGUGAACCUUUAGGCGUUUUAGUCAAAAUGUUUGUUGUCGAGGAGCAAACACUUGAUUAUACACUUUGUCGUGCUGAAACUGAACCUCCAUCUGAUAUGCAUUCGACCAUUAGUUUAUUUAUUUCUUUAUUUUUCAAGUUUUCCAAUGCAUUGAAAGGAGACAAUGGUCUUGAACAGUUUACAUUGACAGCUAUUCUAAAUAUUCUGUGGAGUAUUUCUUUUCAUCCAAUUUAUGGACAAGAAUUACUUAGUGAUGAAAAAUUAAUAGAUACAAUAAAAACAUUCACAGACGAUCAUAAUCAACAAGAAAUUGUUGAACAAUAUAGACGAAGAUCAAUGGAAAGUAUUAAAUCAGCAACGUAUGGAAUUUUACAUAAUCUUAAUCGAAAAAUUACAAAUGAUAUUGCAUCUGAUGAAAAAAUUGUUACUCACGAUAUUCGCGAAUCAAACUCCAUGAAAGGAAAAUCUGACAAACCAAUGAUUAUGAUUAGUUAUUGUCAUAAGAAUGAUAGUUUUUGUACUGAAUUAUUUAAUUUGUUAACUACACAUAAUGAUGCAUUUGAUAUAUGGAUUGAUCGAACACAUUUGCAAGGAGUUGAUGAUUUAUGGGAAUUAAUUGCUUAUGGAAUUGAACGAUCUUCUAUUGUAGUGAGUCUUAUUUCGAGUCAAUAUUUUGAAAGUAAAUCAUGUC
Messenger RNA from Rotaria socialis, 1696 nucleotides. NCBI's taxonomy places the organism in Eukaryota, Metazoa, Rotifera, Eurotatoria, Philodinida, Philodinidae. The record is from the annotation of a GenBank genome assembly.